CCCGAUCGGACGGUGCAGUCUCAGAAAUUCGAGUGACACCACGGGGCAAUCGAGCCAAGACAGAUGACCUCUCUUCCUCAGGGCGCCAUGGAGAAGGCGGCGGCGGCGGCGGCUGAGGAGGAGCCGGAGGAAGCGUGGGCGUGGACCUGGGGCGCGGGCACGGACGGGCAGCUGGGAAACGGCGGCUUCCAGGACCACCAUCUCCCGCAGGCGCUCCUCCUCCCGCCUCGCUGCCGAGGCCGCGUUUCCUUCGUCGCCGGCGGCGGCGCCCACGCCAUCGCCCUCACAAGUGAUGGUGAAGUAUUUACUUGGGGCAGAGGUACCCAUGGUCAGCUUGGCCAUGGGAACAUAGAGAACAUCCCUCAUCCAAAGUCCGUUAAGUUCUUUGAAAACUAUACAGUAACCUGUGUGUCUACUGGAUGGAACCAUUCUGGAUUUGCUACAGAUUCUGGACAACUCUUCAUGUGCGGAGAUGGCUCAUUUGGACAGCUUGGCACUGGUGAUAAUCAGUCAAGGAACUUGCCAUUUGAAGCGACAUCCUUUACCACAAAGCAUGUUGAGAAGCUUGCAUUUGGGAUGCGCCAUUCUCUUGUCCUAUUGAAAGAUAAUUCCGUUUAUGGAUUUGGCUCAGCAAGACGGGGACAAGUUGGCAAAUUUGCUUCCAAAAAUCAAAAGUUUUAUAAUACUCCUAGAUUAAUUGAUGGUUUUCCAAACUGUAAAAUAAUGAAUUUAUAUGCCAAUGGAGAUCACAGUGCUGCAUUGGAUGAAUCUGGCCAAUUGCACAUCUGGGGAAGAGCAUUAGUUGGUGAACAUGAUGAUGACCAACCUCGGGCAGCCUUUCCCUCUUUGAGUAUUUCUCAAGUGGCAUUAGGAUGGCAUCAUGCAUUAGUCUUAUCUGGAGGUGAAUUGUACGCCAUUGGUGCUUACCGCCAUCAGAAGUGUGACCCUACCGUGUCAGAAAAUGCAGUAGCGCAGCAACUGAAUCUUACCACAGCAAGCAGUAUACAUCAUGAACCAUCUUCAGCGUCAAAUUUAGCGAAGGUGCCCUCUAUUCAUGGACAGCAGGUGACCCAGAUAGCAGCCGGCACUGAACAUUCAGCUUUGGUGACAGAGAGCGGAGCGUUGUUCACCUGGGGCUGGGGAGAGCAUGGCCAACUGGGAUUGGGCGAUACUUGUGAUCAGGUGGUUCCUCAGAGAGUAAAUCUAGGUGACGAGGGCUCACGUUCUUAUGCUUCGCUCGGCGUGUACUGUGGGAGUGGGUUUACCGUCGCCGUGGGCCAGGCUUAGUGGCAGAUCAGUUAGUUACUGCCGUACCACCGUAUUUUCGUUAUGUCUCCACACAGUAUGUGAGAAAGGUGAGCACUAGUAGUAGAUGCUUCGUUGUAAUGCUGUUGGAGAGUGAAGGAGGAACACAAGAGGAUUUGCUCCCUGUGUGCAUGAAAUGAACCACUUGUUGUUGCCUAUAAAUGUAUUCCGGCUUGGGGCAGCAAUAUUGUUGCAUCCUGCGAUUUGGACCUAUCAACUGGAGUAUUUGUGAAACUGGAAGAUUGAAUAAUACCGAGGCCGUACUGUUCGGGGCCAUUCAUAA
Triticum aestivum (bread wheat) is the source of this 1588-nucleotide messenger RNA. RefSeq names its product ultraviolet-B receptor UVR8. The record is from RefSeq and is a predicted model, not a curated record. Lineage: Eukaryota; Viridiplantae; Streptophyta; Magnoliopsida; Poales; Poaceae. The transcript has 8 exons. Bases 64 to 1287 code for a protein of 407 amino acids.